UUCUUCGCAGAAAAUGCACACAUCUAUUAUUCACAUUCUUUUUUUUAGUAUAACUAGUGCAUGAUCAGCCAAUUAAAACAACUCACUAGAUUAUUGACGAUCUUCAAUUAGUUGAGGUUGCUGUGAUUUUACUCUUUACUCUCUUCUACAUUCGAAGAACUCAAUGAACAGCUAUACAUUUAAUGACAAAUAAGAUUAGAGAAAUGAGACAGAGAAUGUUAAAAUCCAUUAUGCAGAUAAUCGGUGAAGAAUUUACAUUAUGAAAUAAUUUCUUUUCUUUGUCAUAUUAACGCGUUUCUAGCAAAAAAAUCCCAAUAUUAGUGAACGCAUGGAGUCAUGUCUACUAAGAAUUAGUCAGUCUUCGAUCUAAUGCAUAGACGUAACUGAAACGAACUAUAUUUCACGAACUUGAAAUGAUGUCGAGUGAUGGUUGGGAGUUAAAUCGCAUUCUAGGGAGUGGAGGUUUUGGAAUCGUCGAACUCUGGAAACAUGUACAAAGUGGCACAAAAAUUGCAAUAAAAAGAUGUAAGUGGAAUUAUUCGGAAUUAAUGCCAAUACAACAAAAGAGAUGGGCCUAUGAAAUUGAAAUAAUGAAACACUUGAAACAUCCAAACAUUGUGAGAACAGGACAUAUUCCAUUCAAAUUACCAAAUAUGGAAGAAAACCAGCCAAUUCUGUGUAUGGAAUACUGUAGAAAGGGAGAUUUGAGAAAAAUUUUAAAUCAACCAGAAAACUGUUGUGGAAUUAGCGAAAUGGAAGCAGUGAAAGUAAUGAGUGAGAUUUCAUCAGCUGUGGAGUAUCUACAUUCAUAUAAGAUAACUCAUCGUGAUUUAAAGCCAGAGAACAUAGUUUUACAAGACGAACAGAAUAUGAUUUCCUAUAAGUUGAUAGACCUUGGAUAUGCUAAAGAACUUGGGGAAACAAGUGCAUCUGCCUCUUUAGUGGGCACGUUAAAUUAUGUUGCUCCAGAACUUCUAUGGAAAAAAAAAUAUAGUUGCUCUGUUGAUUAUUGGAGCUUAGGAAUAUUGUUUUACGAACUUAUAACUGGAACGAGACCAUUUUUACCAACAAUGCAACAUACUAUGGAAUGGAUGAAAUAUAUUAAAAAUAAAAGUUAUGACGAUAUUCAUGCUUAUGAGUCAGAAGGAAAAGUCAUUUUUGGGAAGGAUAUUCAAAAUCCAACUCGUUUAUCGGAAUGUCUCCAGACCAAAAUGAUUCACUGGUUCAGGUUAGUUUUACAAUGGGAUCCACACAAAAGAGGUAAAACGCUUGACGACUCUGGUAAAUUCCAUCCAGCAGUAUUUACAAUGUUACGACAUACGUUAUCAAACAAAAUGCUAUAUGUUUUCUGCCUGCCAUUUUACAAAAUUAAUACAUACGAAAUUGAUAAUAUUACUACUCUCAGAGAUAUUAAAUUAUUAAUAGAAAGAGACACUAAUAUUAAAGUUAAGGAUCAAGUGUUGACUGAUUACAAAGGUGCAGUAUUGACUGAAAGUAUUGCGUCACUUGCAUCACAAAUUAAUGAUUACAUUUUAUUCCUCUUUAGAAAUGGAAAUUGUUUAAUCGAAGUUAUGCCUGCAUUAAAUAUUCCUACUGCAGUGGAGAAAAUGAUGAUAGAAUCAAAAAAUGAUUUGAAUUAUGAAGUAGUGAAAGACUAUUAUCGCCAUACAAUGUAUUUUACCAAAAAAGAAGUAGAUUUAUUUCAAUUGUAUAUUUUUGCGCUUAAUAUAAGUGUAGAUUUAUUAAUUAAAAAAAUCGAUAUAUUUAAUACGAAUAUGGAGAAGGCACUGGAGAAUAUAAAGAUUCUUACGGAUCAAGUGCAUAUGCUUCGUAUGAAAUAUACAAGUUCAAUGAACGAGGACGCAACUGAAAAGAAAGUACAAAUUUAUUUUUACAAAGUUGACAAAUUAGUUAGUGCAGCAGAUCAAAUAAGAAUGAGGUUUAUGUCUUUGAAGGAAGAUAAUAAUAGAUUAAGAGAUCAAGUUCAAGCUACCGAUUGUACAGGAAAUUUAUCAGAAUUGUACAUUCAAAUGUGUGACAUAUAUGUAAAAUUUAAAAAAGAAAAUCCACAUAGAAUAGUAAAGCCAUUGAACAUGUCAAAAUUAGUGUUUGGAUUUGUAAAUGCACGUGAAACAGAACUUCGUAAAGAAAAUAUAACUGAUAUUACAAGGCAAAUAGAUAAACUACAAGACGAACUGUCAAAACUAGAAAAAGUAUUUAUUUCUGUUACUACCAUAACGGAAUUAUAUUUGCAAGAAUAUCAAAGAAUCAUAUGUUUUGACGCUAACAGUGUCCCUCAGCAAUGUAACAAUUAUCAAUCUUUGAAUACCUCUACUGCUGAAAUAGAUAGCGUUAUCCAAUCAGAAGUUAAUGUGAUAUAUGAUAAUUUGAUCAUGCGUUACAAAUUGGAUAAUAUGAUAGCUGAACUGAAGAAGAAAUAUGUUGAAGUGGUUAAAUUGGACCCGUGAUUAAAGAUAUUGGUCAUACAUUUAAUUCAUUAUGCGUUAUAUGUCAUGAAGUACAAUUUACUAUUAAAGCAUACUCUAGCCUACUAAUUUUAAUUUUCGUGUUUGAACAUUCAAUCCUUGAAGCCUGCCUGUCUUAAUACACGUGGAACAUAAUGUCGUACACCCCAUUUAAUGUUGGCAAGUUUGUCAGUCUUAACGAACGUGUAGACAGGUUUAGUCAAUACUGGCUUCAAUCUUGCUUGAUAUCUGUCGUUUCGAUCUGUUAAAAAAAUUGUUGAAAUAUUUUUAUAACUUUGACUUUUAUAAAAACGGAUUGACUUUAUAAACACCUUAUGCACAUGCAAUAUAUUCUUCACAUAUAGAUACAUAUAUUAGAUAUAUAAAACUUAAUUUUUAUAACACAUUUUAGAAAAAUGAGAACAGUUUUUUGUAAAUGAAAAUAUUAUUCAUAAUUUCCGAUUAUGUCCGAAUUAUAAGCGAAUGUAUUAUAGUUGUGAGAAAAUAUAUUUGAUGAAUUUUAAAUAUUUUUAUUUAUCUUAAUACAUAUAAUUUUUUAAAUUAUGUAAUUUUGAUAUUUUUUUGAUAACUUACCCUUUUCAAGUGCAACAACCAUGAUAUGUAAGAAAAGGUAGAAUAUAAAAUAGAUUAUAAACAUCUGAAAUACAGAAUCGUGAUAUCUUAUGUAUAUAACAGAUGUCUAUUGUAUCAAAUAUAUAGCAUCAAAUGUACUCACUUGCAUUGUACGAAAUAUUACGCGCAUUGUUGACAUAUGUCAGAUAUCUAUUUCGUUGUCGAUAUUCUUUUAGACUGUCUCUGUAACAGAUGAGCGGAUACUUUGUUGUGUUUAUAAUAAAAAGUGCAAUGGUUGAGUGAUCUUUUGUGUGCUCCGUAUAGAUGUAUGUGUGUAUAGCUCUUAAAUAUCUCGCUUUCUCUUAACCCAGAUUUUAUGAUACUUAUUACUUUUGUAUAUUGUCAUUGAAAGUAUAGAGCAUAUUUGUCCAUUAAUUCUAAUAGAUGCAUAUUUUAAUAGGAUACAAUAUUUUUGUACUAAUAUAUUUUAUUAGAAAACUGUAUACAAAUCCCAAUUUAAGGAUUGAACACAUCCAAAUUGAGGAUUGAACAACGAUGUUAAAAUAAAUAUUAUGUUCUUU
This is a messenger RNA of Monomorium pharaonis (pharaoh ant), 3619 nucleotides long. It is a transcript of the gene IKKbeta, whose product is annotated as inhibitor of nuclear factor kappa-B kinase subunit alpha. The coding region runs from base 414 to 2468 and encodes 684 amino acids. Gene Ontology annotation, cellular component: cytoplasm; IkappaB kinase complex. Gene Ontology annotation, molecular function: ATP binding; IkappaB kinase activity. Lineage: Eukaryota; Metazoa; Arthropoda; Insecta; Hymenoptera; Formicidae. Gene Ontology annotation, biological process: positive regulation of transcription by RNA polymerase II; tumor necrosis factor-mediated signaling pathway; peptidyl-serine phosphorylation. The transcript is spliced from 13 exons. The record is from RefSeq and is a predicted model, not a curated record.